Messenger RNA from Cynara cardunculus var. scolymus (artichoke), 2088 nucleotides. RefSeq names its product pentatricopeptide repeat-containing protein At1g06143. The transcript is spliced from 2 exons. The record is from RefSeq and is a predicted model, not a curated record. Gene Ontology annotation, biological process: RNA modification. Bases 1 to 1857 code for a protein of 618 amino acids. Gene Ontology annotation, molecular function: protein binding; RNA binding. NCBI's taxonomy places the organism in Eukaryota, Viridiplantae, Streptophyta, Magnoliopsida, Asterales, Asteraceae.
AUGGUAAUCUGUAAAACCCAAUUUCAAAUCCUUCCCAACAAUUUUUCGCCCAUGAACUAUUUUCGCCACCAUUUUUCUCAUCACCCGCGAAUUGAUUUCUCUUCAGCAGCAAGAAAUUUGAUUCGAUUUCCCCUGUAUGAGGCAACCGAUCUUGCACAAUCACAAGGUAUUGUGCCUAGGAACAGAGAAGCCAUCAAGAAAGAGAUUAUAAUCCAACACAUGAAAAUUUGCUCAAACUUGACACAACUAGAAUGUAUUUAUUCCUGCAUGGUCAAGAACAGCUACAAUCAAGAUUGUUUCAUGAUAAACCAGUUUGUCUCAGCCUGUUCAUCCUUUUCUCAUAUAGAUUAUGCGAUCCAAGCCUUUACCCAGAUGGAUGAACCAAAUGUAUUUGUGUACAAUGCUGUUAUUCGAGCUUGUGUUUGUUGUUUUGCCCCAGUUCAAGCUCUUCAGUUCUAUCUAAAAAUGUUGAGUGCUCAAGUUUAUCCCACUAGCUAUACAUUUUCCUCUGUUAUCAAAGGUUGUGCUUUAGUCGCCCAGUGCAGAAUUGGAGAAGCUAUUAAUGGGCACAUAUGGAAGUUUGGGUUCAAAUCUCAUGUGUAUGUUCAGACGGCUUUGAUUGAUUUCUAUUCAUGUUUGGGGAAGAUCUUCGAAUCAAGACUGGUGUUUGACGAAAUGGUUGAAAGGGAUGUUUUUGCCUGGACUUCGAUGAUAUCAGUUCAUGCACGGUCAGGAGAUUUGGUUUCCGCUAGGAAACUGUUUGAUGAAAUGCCUGAAAGAAAUUUUGCUUCAUGGAACUCUUUGAUCGAUGGGUAUGCUAGAAUCAGGGAUGUUGAAUCCGCACAACUUUUGUUCAGCGAGAUGCCCGUAAAAGACUUGAUUUCAUGGACAACUAUGAUCAAUUGCUACUCACAAAACAAACUGUACGCAGAAGCAUUAGUAACUUACAACAAUAUGACAACAAACGGUAUUAUCCCCGAUGAAGUGACCAUGGCAACCGUUAUCUCAUCCUGUGCCCAUCUUGGUGCACUUGACCUUGGAAAGCAGAUACAUCUUCAAAUUACGAAAUCCCAUAUCAAUCUUGAUGUUUAUAUCGGGUCUGCACUGAUUGAUAUGUAUGCAAAAUGUGGCAGCUUAGAUCAAUCUUUAUUAGUGUUCUAUAAGUUACCAGAAAAAAAUCUCUUCUGUUGGAACUCAGUACUUGACGGGCUUGCAUUACACGGUUACGCCAAUGAAGCACUGAAAAUGUUUAGUCAUAUGAAGAAUGAGAAUAUAAAACCCAAUGGCGUCACUUUUAUCAGUGUCCUUGGUGCUUGCACACAUGCAGGAUUAGUCGAAGAGGGUCGCAGGUGUUUUCUGAGCAUGGCUCGUGAUUUUCUCAUCUCUCCUGAAAUUGAACAUUACGGAUGUAUGGUUGAUUUAUUGUGCAAAGCGGGUCUCUUGGAAGAUGCACUGCAAGUGAUUAGGGAAAUGAGAAUGGAACCAAAUUCGGUCAUCUGGGGUGCGUUAUUAGGUGGAUGUAAACUUCAAAAGAACUUGGAAAUGGCUCAAAUUGCUGUUAGAAAGUUGAUGAUCCUGGAACCAGAUAACAGUGGAUAUUACACACUUUUAGUAAACAUGUUUGCUGAAGCAAAUAGAUGGAGUGAGGUGGCUAGAAUAAGGGCAACUAUGAAAGAUCUUGGAGUAGAAAAAAAGAGGCCAGGGGCAAGUUGGAUUGAGAUAGAGGGAAAGAUUCAUCAGUUUUCAGCUUCUGACAAGUAUCAUGAAUCUUCCAAUGAAAUUUACUUGGUGCUGGAUAAAUUAUGUGGGUCGUUAGUAGCUGCGGCGUGUGGAGUUGAGUAUGUUUUUGCUUCGUGACGAUUAAUUUACUCAUUUUUAAUUGAUGAUUGAUGAAGCAGUAGCAACAAAGAUGUGGGCAGUUGGAUGAUUAGAAGCAACAUUUGAAUAUAUGGAUGGUGUUGGUGAAGAAUUUAAUGAUUUAAUUCCUUGGAAGGUAGGUUGUUGAUACGUGGUUAAGUUGUUUGUAAUGGUAAUGGGAUACAACAGGUUUCUUUGUUGGUACUUAUAAUACUUCCAUACAAUGAUGCA